UUACAUGCAGAGACUUUGAAUGAGAACUCGAAACUUGCGCUGCCUGGCAACCUCUUUCUCUUGUAUAUCAAGCUUCAUGCUAAGCUGGCCAUAUUUUAUGAUCAAUACGUAGCAAUUUGUUCGGUUAUGGUCUAUAUUAGCCAUAUCUGCAUGAUACUGAGCUGUAUGACAAAAAGGACACAUGGCUAAUUUACAAUGAACCAAUGAAUUUUUCCAAGCAUUUGGAUACUGCUACAUCUGUGGACACCAGUAAAAAGAUGCCUUACUCUGUAAGCCAAAACUUGAUCUCAAGUCGGAGUUAUGGAUACAUCCCACCCAAACCAGCAGUUUGCCCUGAUCCAUGGAGCAUUAAAGCACCUGACUUCACCCCAAAAUUGUACAGAUCUAUGGGUUUGCCGCAAAUCAAUGGAAAAAAUAUUCAGCUUGUUAAAUCCAAAGAUAACCUGGAAGAUAAACCCAUCUUCAAGGAAAAGAUCGAUAUAUUGUCUACUUCAAUGUUUCCUGAACUUGAGCAAAAGAGAUGUAAAGCAAAGCCAUUUAUCACACGCUACAAGCCCCCAGACUCACUAGAAUCAAAGUUGUUAUUUGUGAGAGCAGGGAAGUAUCCUCUGGGGCCAUACAAAGAUCCAAAGCCUCAUAACUUUAGACCUUGUGCUGAAGGAAAGCCAGAUAUAAUCACUACUUUGGAAAAGGAUCCUGGGAGUUUGAUCUUUAAAUCUCAGUACCUAAGAACAGUCACAGAAAGCCAACCUGAACUGAACAUUUCUCAAAGAGACAAAAUGAGCAGAAUGGACACUUUCAGACCUGCUGAUCUUCAAUGGGACCCAAGGUUAAUUCUACCAAAGAUGCCAUGGCCACCAAAAUCUGCAUCUUAUACAAGACAUCGGCGCAGAAGAGGUGCAUAUAGUGCCUUAAUGGACAGAAUUGAGGAAAAGCUGAACAACUCCUGGAGAAAAUAAACCUGUUUUAAUACUAAACAAAGAUUUUUGCAUCUUGCAGAUAAUGUUUCUGUAACUCACCUGUAAGGGCUCCAAGAUAUGUUGGAUAAAAGCUUAUGCCAACUGUACAAUGUAGAUAAAGCUAGUUUAAACAGACUACUGUUUUGAACAGGACUGUUUUACUAUCCAACGCUUUCUGAAAUAUUUUUACACAAAAUAAAGAAAAGUUAAA
This is a messenger RNA of Misgurnus anguillicaudatus (oriental weatherfish), 1170 nucleotides long. It is a transcript of the gene c24h7orf78, whose product is annotated as chromosome 24 C7orf78 homolog. The record is from RefSeq and is a predicted model, not a curated record. NCBI's taxonomy places the organism in Eukaryota, Metazoa, Chordata, Actinopteri, Cypriniformes, Cobitidae.